Messenger RNA from Clonostachys rhizophaga, 1617 nucleotides. NCBI's taxonomy places the organism in Eukaryota, Fungi, Ascomycota, Sordariomycetes, Hypocreales, Bionectriaceae. The record is from the annotation of a GenBank genome assembly.
AUGCGGCUACCUGGAAAGAAAAACGUUGCGGUCGAGCUCGAAGAUAUACAUGUGACAAGUGGACGUCUGACCAAGAUGUCUGCCGAUAAAAAGCCCGACGAGGAAGUCGAUGUUGCUUAUGCAGAUGCAGAUGAAGAACUGCGUCUUUGGGCAGGCAUCAAACGCUUCCCGAAGUUAGUGUCCUUCUGCCUCGGGCUUUCCGUCGCUGUGAUCGCCCUAGGUUAUGACUCUAUGAUCUUGGGCAACAUCACGGGUGUCGAUAGCUUUCAAGCCGACUAUGGAUCCCUAUAUGAGGGGCAAGUCAUCAUCCCGGCGAUCUGGCUCUCGCUCUGGACCGGCCUUGGUAGGCUUGGCAACGCCCUGGGCAGCGUUGUUGGAGGAUGGUCGCAAGACUUCAUGGGCAGAAAGCGAAGUUUCAUGCUGGGAAGCAUCGUCUUGAUUGUUUCCGUCAUAAUCAGCUUUCUAUCAUUCAUCCCGCCAGAUGUCAACACCAAACGCGGUGUUUUCCUGGCUGGCAAAGUCCUUCAGGGUGUCUCCGUGGGUCUUCUCAAGAUCACGGCCAUGACAUACAUUUCUGAAAACGCCCCAGUAUCGCUGCGCGGACCAGGAAUGGCUCUCUUUCCCACAUUCAAUCUCCUCGGCCAGCUACUUGGAACAGUAGUUGUAUUCGCAAUGAACAGUGUUCCGGGUAAAGCAGGAUACAUGGGAGCAUUCGGGUCCCAAAUCCCUCUUGCCCUUGUCCCCUUUGUGGUGUCUUUGAUCAUGCCGGACAGCCCCGUGUAUCUACUUCGCCAAGGGAAGGAGGAGGCUAGUUUGCGUGCUGCGAUUCGUCUCUACGAACCACGUGUCUCAGCUGCCACAAUGAUUGAAAGAGCGAAAGCCGGAAUACUGAAUGAGGUGAAUCCCGAAGCUGGUGCCACUUAUCUGGACACCUUUCGUCCCCAACAUAGAAGGCGGACAUGGAUUGUCUUCUUCGCCAACCUGUUUCCGACCGCAUUUGGCUUGGACCAUCUCGGCAGCAUCAGCUAUUUCCUUCAGUUACUCGGCAUGGAGUCUAAUGUCAGUCUUAUCUUCAUGAUCAGCGGUGUUGUUGUUGGAAUCGUAGCCAAUGGCAUGGGCAUCUGGAUUCUCACCCGUGUCGGGCGCCGCACAGCAGUGCUCGUAAGCUUGUCUCUGGCCUCCAUACUAUGGGGCGCCAUGGGCGUAUCUGGCUCCUUCAACGGCGUGUUGAUCGCGUAUAUCUCUGCUGCUGCCAUGGCUCUCGUUAUAUUCGUCUCUGGUUUGGGAAGCUGGCCGGCAGGAUAUGCGAUCAUUGGAGAGACUUCGGCGCUCGAGGUUAGAGCCAAAACUCAGGCUGUGGGUGGAGUGUCUCAGCAAGCAUCCUCUACGGCGAUGAGCAUGAUAUUACCGUACAUAUUCAACCCCGAUGCUGGAAAUUCAGGGGCCAAACUUGGUUGGCUAUUUUGUGGGCUUUGCGCCAUAACAGCUAUAGCCGCGUGGUACAUUAUCCCGGAGAUGAAAGGAAGAAGCCAGGAGGAGAUUGACCGUAUGUUUGGAUUGGAGCUCCCUGCCCGCAAGUUCAAGUACUGGGAUGGAGAGAGGAUUCAUCGGGAUUAA